Molecule: messenger RNA, 1141 nt
Organism: Stereum hirsutum FP-91666 SS1
Lineage: Eukaryota; Fungi; Basidiomycota; Agaricomycetes; Russulales; Stereaceae
Exons: 8
Coding region: 728-1141 (137 amino acids)
Biological process (GO): carbohydrate catabolic process
Molecular function (GO): hydro-lyase activity; magnesium ion binding
Source: RefSeq, a predicted model, not a curated record
GCUCCAUGUUACUCUGGAUCUUCUGCCACUGCCACAAUAUCCGCGUCCCAACCGCGAUCCGGAGGCCCAAGACCUCCUCACCGCUCCACCGUUUCGCUCUCCCACACCUUCGUUGUUGUAGCGUUCACGCAACGACUAUCCGUACUCGGUCCCGAAUAUCGUUAAGUCUGCAGUUUGCCUUGAGAUGACGGGAGCUUACGAUUGUGCUUGGAUUAUGCCACAGUGUUUGACGAGACGUCUUACGACACCCAAAGAGGUUCAACAUUCUGUGCUGUACACAUUUCCUUCGUGGGGAAAGAGUUUGUAAGGGUGACGGACAACGUAUCUUUGUCCUCGAUACUGUGGCACUGCAAAGUACGCCCUCCAUCGUCUACACGCGUUUUCAGCAGAGGGUCAACAGGUUUGCUCGAUUACAUAUAUCUACCAGGGGAUAUCUACGCGUUGUUUGGCAAUUUCGUCUGGUGAUAUGCAAUUGACGUUGUGGCCACUGCGCACAUCGAGUCUGCCAUCUUCCCUCCUGUUUAUAUUCGCUUUACUGAAAUCCUCUCCCUCUGGCUUCUCGAAGUGCUCAUUGAAGCAUGAACGCUCUGCCUCAUUCUCUCUCUCUACUACCCGGAGGGAGUGCAAUGGUCAGUUAGAGUUCAUCUUCGUCUUUCGUGCCACAUCAGGUAAGCGUGGUGUAAAGUUCGGACAGCAGAACCGUCUCUAGUCAUGAGACUGCACUGCGAUGACCAUCAGGAUCACCCACUUUGAAACGCACGACGUCCGUUUCCCCAGGUCAUUGUCGGGAGACGGUACAGAUGCGAUGAACACAGACUGUGACUGCUUCGCCGCAUACGUGACCCUCUACACCUCCUCAUCGGCACUCAUCGGGCACGACAUAACAUUCACCAUCGGUUGUGGCACCGAUAUUGUGUGUUCAGCCAUCAAAGAAGUCGCAGGCCGUUUGGUUAAUAAGGAUAUCGCGCACUUGUUCGCUAACAUGGGACAAGCUUGGAAACAUUUAACCGCGACUCUCAACUGCGAUGGUCAGCUAUGCUUUUUGUGGAGCGCUGUACCUUGUGAGAUCUCUGUGCUCACGCAAAGAAGAGACCGCUAUGGAGGCUUGUCGUGGACAUCGCCCCGGUACGUUUCGUUGUGA